CGCCCCUUUCAUCCAGCUCGCUGUGGCCAGAGAGUGCAGUUCAUGCCAGUGUGGGAUCCUCCUGGAAGCAGGCGCGCUGUUUCCUCUCCAGCUCAGCUCAGCUCAGCUCAGUUCAGUUCUCCAGCGCAGCCACCGGCUCACCAGCCCAAGUUUACGCACAGGGAUGCGGGCGCGUGGAGCCGCCUGAAAAUGGCUCUCUUUAGGAUUUACUCUUUCCUUGCUCCUUUUCAUUUAUUGGUGUUGUGUCAAGCCUUGAGGAAUUAUCCGGAUAAUGAAGUUACUCUACUCGACUCUAUGUCUGCCCCAGGUGAUCUGGGUUGGGAAGCGUAUCCACCAGAGGGGUGGGAAGAGAUCAGUGUUAUGGACGAGAGGAACAUUCCUAUGAGGACGUACCAGGUGUGCAACGUAAUGGAAGCCAAUCAGAACAACUGGUUGCGCACUGGACUGAUCCAGCGAGAAGGUGCUCAACGUGUCUAUGUGGAGAUCAAAUUCACUCUGCGUGACUGCAACAGCCUUCCGGGAGUCCCUGGAACCUGUAAGGAGACAUUUAACGUGUACUACCAUGAAUCCAACAACGCCGUCGCCGCACCUUUGCGCCACAUUCGAGAAAGCCAAUAUGUCAAAAUUGACACUAUAGCGGCCGAUGAGAGCUUUACACAGACAGACGUUGGGGAUCGUGUCAUGAAGUUGAAUACGGAAGUGCGAGACAUCAGUAGUCUCAGUAAGAGGGGCUUGUACCUGGCGUUUCAAGACCUGGGUGCUUGCAUUGCUCUGGUGUCGGUGAGAGUCUUUUAUAAGCGCUGUCCUCUGGCGGUGCUCAAUCUGGCCCGGUUCCCGGAUACGGUGACGGGUGGCGAUUCAGCGCUGGUGGAAGUGCGUGGCACUUGUGUGGAGGAUGCGGAAGAGCUCGAGGCACCAAGGAUGUUUUGCAGUGCCGAUGGAGGUUGGCUGGUGCCCAUCGGCCGCUGUGUGUGCCGGCCAGGCUUCGAGGAGGUAGAUGGACACUGCCAACCAUGUCGGUCAGGUUUUUACAAGGCCUCUGCUAUGGAUGCAUACUGCGUGAAGUGCCCCCCACACAGCUACUCCCACCAGGACAAGGCCUCUGAGUGUGUGUGUGAGAGAGGCUUCUACAGGGCCGAAUCGGACCCUCGCUCUAUGGCAUGCACAAGACCACCUUCGGCACCCGGCAAUCCUAUUUCCAUGGUGAACGAGACUGCAGUCACUCUAGAAUGGAGUCCUCCUCGUGAAAAUGGUGGACGUGGAGAUGUCACCUACAGUGUCCACUGCAGGAAGUGCUCUGGAGAAGCAGGGGCUGCAGGAGACAGUGAGAAGUGCGUUCCCUGUGGCAGCGGUCCGCAUUUCAACCCCAGGCAGUUUGGCUUGACGCACCCCAGAGUUCUGGUCACAGAACUACAGCCUCACACCAAUUACACCUUCAACAUUGAAGCCCUGAACGGAGUGUCAGAUCUCAGCCCUAGUCCACGUCAACUAGUGUCCGUCAACGUCACCACCAGUCAGACAGUGAGCGUCAUCUUAAAGGAAAGGAAGGGCACCGACAGUGUAACGCUGGCAUGGCAGGGUCCAGAACCUUCUGACGGGACCGUGGUGGAAUAUGAAGUCACCUAUUAUGAAAAGAACCAGCAUGAUCAGAACUACACUGUGCUGAAGACCAAAUCCAACAGUAUGACGGUGGAUGGACUCAAGCCGGGAACCACAUACAUCUUCCGGAUUCGAGCCCGUACAGAUGGAGGCUAUGGGAACUACAGGGGAGAAAUUGAGUUGGAGACGAGCCAUGAAGAUAUGCUGGCGGUUGGAGAUCCCAACCAGCAAACCAUACUGGCCAUCUCUGUGGCAGGCGGUGCAGUGCUUCUGGUCUUGCUAGUGGCCUGUUUUGUUGUGAGUGGACGGCGCUGUGGAUAUAUUAAAGCAAAGCAAGACCCUGAGGAAGAGAAAAUGCAGUUUCAGCAUGGACGAGUAAAACUUCCCGAAACCCGCACGUACAUUCACCCGCACACAUAUGAGGACCCCAACCAGGCGGUGCGAGACUUUGCCAAAGAGAUCGAAGUUUCCAACAUACGGAUUGAGAGAGUUAUUGGGGCUGGUGAGUUUGGAGAGGUCUGCAGUGGCCGUCUGAGGCUGCCCAGUAAGAGGGAGAUCCAGGUGGCCAUCAAGAGUCUGAAAGCUGGAUAUUCAGAGCAGCAGAGACGUGACUUUCUGAGUGAGGCCAGCAUUAUGGGCCAGUUUGACCAUCCCAACAUCAUUCGACUGGAGGGAGUCGUCACCAGAUGUAAGCCUGUGAUGAUAGUGACAGAGUACAUGGAAAAUGGAUCUCUGGACACUUUUUUGAAGAAACACGACGGGCAGUUCACAGUGAUCCAGCUGGUGGGAAUGAUGCGUGGGAUAGCUGCAGGAAUGCAGUACCUCUCAGAGAUGAACUAUGUGCACCGGGAUUUGGCGGCACGGAACAUUCUGGUGAACGGAAACCUGGUGUGUAAAGUGUCUGACUUCGGGCUGUCGCGUGUGUUAGAGGAUGAUCCCGAGGCGGCAUACACUACACGGGGGGGUAAGAUUCCCAUUCGAUGGACAGCCCCUGAAGCAAUCACCUACAGGAAGUUCACAUCAGCCAGUGAUGUGUGGAGCUACGGCAUUGUCAUGUGGGAGGUGAUAUCCUAUGGGGAACGACCAUACUGGGAAAUGUCUAAUCAGGACGUGAUAAAAGCUGUAGAUGAAGGCUACAGGCUACCGGCUCCAAUGGACUGUCCGGUGGUGCUUCACCAGCUCAUGUUAGACUGCUGGGAAAAGAACCGCAGCGAUCGGCCGAAAUUUGGGCAGAUUGUCAACACUUUGGACAGGCUGAUCCGGAACCCAAGCAGCCUGAAGCAGCUGGCCAACACUGCAGUCUGGGAGGACCCGGUGACUCCAGAGGCAGGGGCCAGUACGGUGGAAGACUGGCUGGACUUGAUUAAAAUGGGUCAGUACAAGGAACACUUCUCCAGCGCCGGCUACGUUACCCUGGACUCAGUUCUGUAUGUCAGCACUAGUGAACUGGAUAAGAUGGGUGUAGCACUGGCAGGCCACCAGAAAAAGAUCUUAUCUAGUAUCCAGUGUCUUCAGGCACACCAUGGGACUCAGGUUCAGCACUGAAGUUCAUCAGCCCUACAGGAGAAUGGGCCGGUAUCUUCCCCUUUGUGAUCAGCAUCCAGAAAGGCAGUAGAUCGCUGCGGAUGUCCGAGAUUGUGAACUUGGAUAUCUAUCCAUCCAAGUGAAGGAAGGACAAGAAUCAACACCAUGUGACAUCACAGCACUGUGAACAUCACGCUUCACUCCUCAUUGUAUAGAAGAAAGACCUUGAGAAGAAACACCGAUUGUGUCUUGUGAAUCUUUUAACUGUUUUGCGAGCGAUUUACUAGUAUGAUUUUCUUCAAUAAGACGCUUAAUGUGAACUGCGAGGGUGAGGAAACCUUCAGCUAGAUGACCUUGCAAACUCGUGUAUGUGGGAAUAGUUUAGAAACCUUCAGACUCGCCUUUAGAAAGCAAUGAAGCACUGAUCUCUCUUUCGCACAUACGCACACAUUUAAACGCUACAUAGAGGGGCCGCUCCUUGACCCCGAAUGCCACUCCGGACUGCUCCCCUCGGCAGCGUCUUCGGAAUAUGUCAAUUCCACCGUGGAGAUCCUAGAGUUCAGAGAGCCCACGCUUGUCACUUUUGACAAGUUCUGACAUCCGAUGUGCAGCAACAGAGGAACGAGAGACGUUUAAGGAAUGAAAAGUAAUUGUUGCUUCACAAACAGAGACUGGACAGCGUGACGAUGUCACGAAGAGGGCAGAUGUCGUUCCUUCCUUCACACUGGCAGCAACUUUCGGUCGUCUUUUUCAACACGUUGAUGUGGAGCCGCUUCAUUUGAUGUGGCUUUUCUUUGCGUAUUUAAAGUAUUUCGCCUCAUUACGUGCAUUUCAUCAUGAACGUGAGCAUCUUUUUUGGAAGGAGGAAGGAUAUGUGUUGAGCAUUUUAUGAGGGAGACUUUAUUCCUAAAUCAUCCUGGUGUUGAUGGAGCUGCACUCGGUGGACUGUUGAACCUGUGUUUGUGUUGGACCCCGUUUAGCGUAGAGGUCUGAUGGUUACCGAGUGCUUGGUACCUUCAGAUUACAUUUCCAUAUGAUAACAAAAUGGAGGAGCUUAAACAUUUUAGCAUACAAUUUCCAUGUUAUUUCAUGCACCAUGUUCACAAUCCCAUGUAAAAAGGUGUCCGCAACAGAUGCUGGUGCUUUAAAAAUAGCUUCAUCCUCCAUUUUCUGGUUUCUCGCCCCGUGUUUCUUGGCAGUGCUUUGUUCUGCGCUUGGAAAUGUGUGAUUGAAGAAGAAACGAUUGUAUUGCAGUAGAACUUGAGACAUUGUACAGUGUUGGUUAUUGUAUUUGUACAGUAAUGACUUAGUGUUUUGAAGGUUUUUGUCAGUUGUAAAUUAAGGCAAGGUGGUAACUCUUAUUUUAACCUUCAACUUUAGCUUUGGACAGACGAGGAUUGUGAGGCUGUAGAAUGUAAUGGAUAAUUUAGCUUUAAGGUGUUGGGGAAAGCUAAGCAUUCUCAGGACUGUUGUUUGUCACUCAUACGUGAUUCAAGAUGGCAGCAGAUCAGACAGAACUGCCAACUCAGUUCUGUCAUUUAUGGAUCCACUUCAUGUUCGAUGCUUUUCGGUUUCAUUGUUCUUAUUUAUUUUUUGUCAUUAUACAGUAAAAAAAAUACACUUUCUUUCUAUGUUUUGUCUUGUUUUCCAAUAAACAUCAGAAUUGCUUAAGAUUUUAAGAAUUGUUUUCCUUAAAAUUACUUAUUUUUCUGCUCUGAAGAAAAAAAAAAAGUUUGUCAAUUUAGAACAAAAAUUUAAAUAUUCUCUGAAAAAAAUAUAUUUACACUACUGUUGAAAAGUUUGAGACCAGCAAAAUAUCUUUGUAAGAAAUUAAUACUUUUAUUCAGCGAGGAUGUAUAAAAUUAGUCAAAAGUGACCAUAAAGACCUUUUAAUUUGUAUAUUUUUUCCUCUGAAAAAUACUGUUCUAUUGACAUUUUUAUUAAUGGAAGAAAUCACCGUUUCCACAAAAAUAUUAAGCAGCACGACUGUUUCCAGCACUGAUAAUAUAAAUAAAUGCUAUUAAAACACAAAUCAGCGUAUUAGAUUGAUUUCUGAAGGUUCAUAAGACACUGGAGUAAUGAUGCUGAAAAUUCAGCUUUGCCAUCACAGGAAUAAAUGACAUUUUAAAAUAUAUGCAAAAAGAAAUUGUUAUAAUAAAUUCUAAUAAUAUUUCGCAGUAUUUCCAUUUUUACUGUAUUUUUGAACCAAUAAAUGUAGCCUUGGUGAACAAAAGAGACUUGAAAAAUAUGAUUGACCCCAAACUUUUGAACAAUAGUAUAUCUUAUCUUUAUUAAUUUAUCUUGCAUUGAUGCUUAUAAAACAUUUUAUUGGAAAACAAGACUAUAGAGAGUUGGUGAAGUUUUUUUGCUGUGCAGAUGCAAACCAUGUAGGUGAAACCGUAUUGAUUUAAUAAGCACAACUUGAGCAGUCUGGUAAGGAAAAUGCUAAAUAAAUUCAAAGUUCAACUUUUUUUUAUUAUUAUUAUUCUUUUUUUUACAUUAUUUAUAAUGUUGGCACACAUUUUCUAAGUGAUGCAGAAGAAACAAAAACAGUGUUAUCCUCUCAUUCUGUGACCUCUUGUGGGAAAGUGUCCCUUUGGCUCAUUGAGUUACAUUUAAUUGAAACCAUAAAGAAGAAUGUUUAUUUCUUCUGAAUAUUUAUUGAUGAAAGUCAAGGUUAUAAUUGUAAUAAUGGGUGCAUCUGCUCUCUCCUUUUAGUAAUUCUUAAUUAGGAGCUAUUCCUAAUUGUCAAAUUACUGAAACAUAUGUGCCUAUUCUGAUUUGUAAUUUCCCAUGCGGCAACAAUAACAGCGAAUAAUUUAAUGAGGCAUUGCAAAAAGCAUCUUCCAGCACAAAACAAUAAACUUUGAAUUCUUGGAGUGAUUUCAAAGUUCUAAUUUUUCAUAUUUUUAGCUUAUAGCCCACUAUUGACACAAACAUGCACACAAACACUCACAGUUCAAUGCAGUAAAAAUUGUCUUGAAGCAUUUUUGACAUUCCUUUUGCUUUUUAAAAAUAAUAAAUGCAGUUGUUUGUGUUUCAUUUUGUGAAGUACUAUUAUACACAGAAAUCUCAUGCAUACUUUGUUUGGUCUGGCAGUUUACACAGUCCACACUACAUGUUACUGGGUUACCUGCACAUUGCAUCAGGACCUGGGAUAGACAUUUUUAGCCAAGAUAGUGAACACACAACUUAAAGUUUGAUUGCCAGGUUUGAAUAUCAGCCAGGAUUAGCAGUGAGACAGGAGAAUAAAUAAAUGUCACUCAGCGGUCGAGACGUGUAGCGCUGUUUGAAAAAUAUUAAUGAUGUGUCUAGAAGUCAUGAAUUAAACUGUAGGAGGCCACUCUCUUGUGGCCGAAAGAUUCAGUAUUACAAAAUUGUUGGAUGGUUUUGCAGUCGUCCUCUGUAACUCACUGUUCCAAUCAGAACUGUUGUUUUGUUGUACGGGUAACCGCACCGUGCAUUACAUAAUUAAAUCAUAUCUAGUGUACCUGCGUUGAAGUGUACGCAUGUGAUGCACUUUGCCACCCACUUCUAAACUGGAGUAUUUCAGCCCUGAGUGUAAAAAGCCUCUCUGGCUUGUAGGAGGUCAGUAAUGGAUACAUGAUCGGAUAAGGCCAUGAAGGGUCACUGAGUCAUUGACUUUAGCAAGCCAGGUCCUCAGUCAGUACCUUAAGAUGUUACCUCUAAUUUUCUGUGUAUCUUUUGUUUUGAAUUUUUCAACAUUGUGAUCAUUUGUGUACCGGUUUGGUUAUUAUUUCAUAAAGCUCUUGUUGAAUUGUAUGCAUUUUAAACAU
Onychostoma macrolepis is the source of this 6920-nucleotide messenger RNA. It is a transcript of the gene ek1, whose product is annotated as eph-like kinase 1. The record is from RefSeq and is a predicted model, not a curated record. The coding region runs from base 43 to 3144 and encodes 1033 amino acids. Gene Ontology annotation, biological process: protein phosphorylation; axon guidance; cell surface receptor protein tyrosine kinase signaling pathway. Gene Ontology annotation, molecular function: transmembrane-ephrin receptor activity; protein binding; ATP binding. NCBI's taxonomy places the organism in Eukaryota, Metazoa, Chordata, Actinopteri, Cypriniformes, Cyprinidae. The transcript is spliced from 18 exons. Gene Ontology annotation, cellular component: plasma membrane; neuron projection.